AGGGAAUGUGGUAGCCUUUGAAGAUAAGGAAUGAACAAAGAAUGCACUGCAGCCACCCACUGAAAAGCUUCUUCAAUACCAUUAUCCAAGUAUACAACAAACAAAAUAAAGUGAAUGUGUUUUCAUAAACAACAAUCAUAGAAAUGAAGACCCUUACUCCUCUGAGAUCUCAACUCUGUUUUCCAAAACACACCACCCCUAAUCCAAAUCCCCCAUUUCUCAUCCACAUCAAAUCCAUAUCAUCACAUCUCAAACACCCAUCAUCAUCAUCAUCUGUUCCUCCAAGAACCACAACCCUCCCUAGACAGAUUGGAGUUACAAAAAAGAGUCUGAAACACAAGCCCCAAAUCCAAUCCCCAAAAACUUGUAAAGAAGAGCUCUCUUCUCAUGUUUCCCCAAAAGGGGAAGGUGGAUAUUCAAGGUUUGUGAUGAUAGGAGCAGUAACUGUUGGACUAGUGGUGUUGGUAAUGGGUGGUGGUGUGUUGGAUGAUCAAAAGGCAUUGGCUUUGGGUCCAGAAGGGCCAUUGAUGGAAGAGUUUUGGGAUAACAUGAGGAGAUAUGCACUUUAUGCUCUGACAGUGAGCACAGGUGUUGCUUACACUCUCUUGCAGCCCAUAUUGGAGUUGUUGAAGAACCCGAUCUCUGCCAUUCUCAUCAUAACAAUCUUUGUAGGCAGUUUCUAUAUUGUAUCUCAAGUCCUCAAUGCCAUGGUUGGUGUCUCUGAUUUCAGUUAUGAAUAUGGAUACUAGAUCAAGGCAAGGUGUCUCUGAUUUCAGUUAUGAAUAUGAAUACUAGAUCCAGAGAUACUUCUCUUGCUCUUGCGAAACAGUUUUAUGCUUGUUAGUCUUCAUCUUUUUUGUACUUCCUUCUUUGAUUAAUGUUUAUGUUUAUUCCAGUAACAGAUUUAAGUUUUGAACACUA
This is a messenger RNA of Camellia sinensis, 921 nucleotides long. RefSeq lists its product as uncharacterized. NCBI's taxonomy places the organism in Eukaryota, Viridiplantae, Streptophyta, Magnoliopsida, Ericales, Theaceae. The record is from RefSeq and is a predicted model, not a curated record.